Messenger RNA from Cynocephalus volans (Philippine flying lemur), 1845 nucleotides. It is a transcript of the gene CDC42EP3, whose product is annotated as CDC42 effector protein 3. Gene Ontology annotation, molecular function: small GTPase binding. Lineage: Eukaryota; Metazoa; Chordata; Mammalia; Dermoptera; Cynocephalidae. Gene Ontology annotation, biological process: regulation of cell shape; positive regulation of pseudopodium assembly; positive regulation of actin filament polymerization. Bases 394 to 1158 code for a protein of 254 amino acids. Gene Ontology annotation, cellular component: cytoplasm; membrane. The transcript has 2 exons. The record is from RefSeq and is a predicted model, not a curated record.
CCUUCACGCCGUCUGCGCGUGGAUGAUGCGGUGAGCAGGCACCGCGCCGGCCGACCCGGCUGGAUCUGCGCACACGGCGGGGACUCCUUGCGCCUGCGGGAGACGUCGGUGCGGGGCGCCCCGACCCGGGCAGCGGCUGGGAUCCGCGGCGGCUGCUGGUUUCUCACUGUGUGGAAGGGACUGGAUGAUGUAACCUGCUCUCCAGGAAGCCUCACUUGGCCAUAACCUCAGGAAGGUCUCUUAGACCCCAUCUCAUUUCAAAGCCACUUCUGAAGCCACUUGAGAAAAAUGAUGUGACAGGUCUAUCAAAAAGGAUUCUUCGGAAACAUAGAGCAUCUGUGAAGAAAGUGGCCAUUUUUCUCUUUAGUGAAAUAAACAUUCUCAAAUUCCAAAAUGCCAGCCAAGACCCCAAUUUACCUGAAAGCUGCCAAUAACAAGAAAGGAAAGAAAUUUAAACUGAGAGACAUUUUGUCUCCCGAUAUGAUUAGCCCUCCCCUUGGAGACUUUCGCCAUACCAUUCAUAUUGGCAAAGAGGGCCAGCAUGACGUCUUUGGAGAUAUUUCCUUUCUUCAAGGGAACUAUGAGCUUUUACCGGGAAACCAGGAGAAAGCAUACACAGGCCAGUUCCCUGGGCAUAACGAGUUCUUACGGGCCAACAGCACCUCGGACUCUAUGUUCACAGAAACGCCUUCCCCAGUGCUCAAAAACGCCAUCUCUCUCCCAACCAUUGGAGGGUCCCAAGCUCUCAUGUUGCCUUUAUUGUCACCUGUGACAUUUAAUUCCAAACAGGAGUCCUUUGGGCCUGCAAAGCUGCCAAGGCUUAGCUGUGAGCCGGUCAUAGAGGAAAAAGCUCAGGAGAAAAGCAGUCUGUUGGAGAACGGGACAGUGCACCAGGGAGACACCUCAUGGGGGUCCAGCGGUUCCGCAUCUCAGUCCAGCCAGGGCAGGGACAGCCACUCCUCCAGCCUGUCCGAACAGUACCCCGACUGGGCGGCCGAGGACAUGUUUGACCAUGCUGCUCCAUGCGAGCUCAUCAAGGGAAAGACCAAAUCAGAAGAGUCUCUCUCUGAUCUUACAGGUUCCCUCCUCUCCCUGCAGCUUGAUCUUGGGCCCUCACUUUUAGACGAGGUGCUGAAUGUUAUGGAUAAAAAUAAGUAACAGGAUGCCAGCUCUUUUCCUUUGGGGUGAAAGACACCAAAACAAAACAAGACAAAACAAAAAUACUAAAACUAACCACAGUUGAAGGGAAGAGCUUCACUGGAUGUAUUUGCAGUUGCGUGAUGCGUUUUCUAAAGUAAUGUUCCUCCAAAAUAUUUUUUUACCUGUUAUGCCCUGUUUGCAAAAACAGUUUAGAAAAACAAACCUGUGCUGGCAGAAGGAGGAAGUGAGUCAGUCAGAGCCCAUUUUCGGUGGGCAUUGCUGAGGUUCAGCUCACAUUUUUCGCAGACAUGUAAGAAAGCUGGCUUGGCCAGGAUUGGUACUAGCUAUGAAGGGCUGGGUGAGUCACAUUAAGGAACUUUACAGUACUCCAACAUUUUCUGAGCAAGAGGAAGUCAAAAUUUAUUUAACACCUAAGCCUUUUUUCUAGACUCUUUUCUAUAUUAUAUUGUUUGGGCUCACAAUAGCAAAUUCUCUCUUGUUAAAACUUUUCUCCGUUUUCACAUUUGAACAACUUUAUGGGGUUGGGGGAUUUUCUUGUAGUUCUUAUAUAUCCCUAUAUAUUAUUAUAUCUAUAUUGCAAAAUUUUGACUGUCAGCUACAUGUUGGUAAGACACAAGCAAAGUAUUACUGUAACUAAGUUAUUUUUAAAGUUAAAAUAUAUUUUUAUGUGCCUUUGGCUUUUUA